ACACGAUUUGUAGAGACUUCAAACCAGCAUUAGCUGGUCCACAUUGACCCGGAUUAUAAUAAGGUACCAGGGAUAGGGUUAGGGGGCUGGAGGAUUCAACACUUCGGUGAAGCGGACCAGAUGCUCCUCUAGUUUCAAACGACCGCCGGGCUGGACUAGAUCUAGAUUCGGUGCUUAAAGCCGAAACACCACCUGGGGGCUCCGCAGGACUACGUAUUUGCGGGUCAUUCGGUCUUGUGGGCAUGACUGCAUUGCAGCAGCGACUCUCGGUAGAAUGAACAUAGAAUAAUUGGCAAGGAAAAUUGGUUGAGGCUUGGGGUCGCGUCGACUGCUGGACUCGGCCUGGUUUGAAUAUACUGUCCACUUCCUUUUAGUGGACAACUGUGAGAGACUCGUUCUAGUUUUCUUUUUGUUAUUUGCCUCCUUCUACUCGCAUUCUUUGCUGGUUCAAGCUCAAGGUGUACUUUCUGUACCGUGGGUGGACUAUAUUGAGGAACGGCUGGAUUAGGCGUCUACUUUGCAGUGGAUCAAUCUUGUUCACGGGAUGUUCGAGUUUGUGAAAUUGAUGGUACUGUUGCUGGGGUUGAAUUGUGAGAGGAAUAACGGUAAUAGUUUUCGAAGACAUAGUCUGGAGAUGGUAAACUAAGUGAGGAGGGAUUGGUUUGUAGGUGUAGAUUCGAGGGGUUCAGUGGGUUGCAUAUACAUCUCGAAGGAUAAGCUGAUAGGGGAUAGUUCACAAGCAUUUGAAUAUGGCUCUGGGCAGCAGCCUGAAGGCGUUCAGAGCAUCGCUAACAUUACGGCGGUCUCGGUUGAUCAAGCCGCUGAGUAAAGCAGCCAAGCAAGCAGAACUGCAGGUUCCGCCGUAUUUCCUGUGCCCAAUCCACUUGGAUGUCAUGCUAGAUCCCGUGACCUUGUGCACAGGCCUCACGUAUGAUCGCAGUAGCAUAGAGAAGUGGCUUCGAACUGGCCACAAUACCUGCCCUGCUACAAAUCAGGUCCUCCAAAACCAAGAUCUCGUUCCUAACGACACUCUUCGUCACACCAUCAAAGCCUGGUGCGAAGCCAACAAGUUGCAGCUUCGAAUACCCACCAGAGUGGAUCCUGAGACAGUAAGCGAGAUUCUCCGCAGCAUCGCCCAACGCGAUACCAGCGUCGGUGUAUCCUUGAAGAGGAUCUCUGAGAUUGCGAAAGAUUUCGAGAGUAAUAGGGAGUAUAUCAAAGAUGCUGGAGGAAUCGCCAUACUCGCUGGAGCUUUGGCCCAUUCAACCACGAAUGAGCUCCUUUAUGUGGACGCUAUUAGUAUACUGUCCCUACUGCCGCUUGAUGAUGAAGACAUAAAAGUUCUGGUGGCUAAUCGGGCAACACUUUCAACGAUAUUUUCAGUUCUUGCGUCUGGAAGCGCGAGCUUGGACGCAAAGGUAAGUGCCGCUGAAGUGAUAUACACUGUCUGCGGAGAGGGUCCUAUGCUGAAAGAAUUAGUGGAUGACUGCCCUGAGGCAGUCAAAGCACUUUUAAAUCUGCUAAGAGAAGAUGCGAUCCUACCGCGACCGAAUUCAGUUGAGGCCGUUUUGAAAUGCUUGUUGGCCAUAAGCAUACCAAAGAAGAAUCGUGUUAAGCUUAUCGAAUGUAGAGCUAUCUCCGUUCUCGUAGAACUCAUCCCCAAGGUUGGGACGCGCAACGUGGAACACUCGUUUGCAGUUCUGGAGGUGCUGGCCAACUGCGCCGAAGGACGGGAAGCGAUCUCCAACCACUCUAGUGCCAUCGUAACCAUUGUCGACUCAAUGGUGGGAGUUUCCUAUCAGACGACGGACCAUGCAGUUGCGGCACUGGGACAGGUUCUCUCGCUCGCAUCCAACCGAACCGUGAUCAACACGGCGUUGCGUGCGGGUGCUUUUACGAAGCUCCUCAUGCUUCUACCCAGUGAUUACAGUCAACGUUCGAAGAAGAAAGCCCGGGAGACUCUCAAGUUGCUCAACGAGGUCUGGGGGAGCUACACAUUUCGAGCCAACGUGGAUUCCGGCAUCGUCAUCCACCGCCGCGACAGGAUCAAACAAUGGUCACUCUUUAGCGCCGAGUCUUGAUGAUCAUCUGCCGACCUCGUACAAUGCUGUUAGAAAACACCAGAUUUUCCUAAGUAGCAAGUAUAUCGUAGUUUUGCCGUACCAACGAAUUUAUUGCCACACCAAAAAACCAUUCUUUUCUGAGAGCUAGUGAUGGAGGAGAAGCUCGUCAAAUUCUUUUUGGGUGCUCUGCCGACAGGGGGUCCCUUAGUCAUCAGUGGAGUGCUCAAUUCGCACUGCUUGGUGGAAGUCUGGAAAUGGGUGCUUGGUGCAGCAUUCAAUGACUUACUACAAGCAGGGUCACAAACUGACAUGUAAGAUACCACGACACACAUGUAAAUAGCCGAGUGAAGUCACCAACCUCUCUGUCUGGUUUGGUUGAUCAUGCGGACACACAAGAUCUUGUUUCAUCUGAAAUAAUCUUGUUCGUGACUUGAAGGCUUCAUGUUCACUGAAACUUCUAAGUUAGGUCUCGAAGUUUCAAUGAUUGUAGUAUAUAAUAUAACUUGGGGAAUGUUAAAUACACCCAUGAUUUUACUAAAUCAACCCACAUUUCAUGAUGAA
Messenger RNA from Physcomitrium patens, 2624 nucleotides. RefSeq names its product E3 ubiquitin-protein ligase PUB23. Gene Ontology annotation, molecular function: ubiquitin protein ligase activity. NCBI's taxonomy places the organism in Eukaryota, Viridiplantae, Streptophyta, Bryopsida, Funariales, Funariaceae. Gene Ontology annotation, biological process: protein ubiquitination. The record is from RefSeq and is a predicted model, not a curated record.